AUGGCCUCACAUCUACGCGUGAACACCAGGCUCUCACGGGCAGCACGACACCUGCAGACUCUCCCGCCCUCGCGCCAUCAUUCGACCCCCGCCCCCGACCUCCCCUUGACCGGCAUCACAGUCGUGAGCCUCGAACAGGCCCUCGCAGCCCCCCUGUGCACCCGCCACCUCGCCGACCAAGGCGCGCGCGUCAUCAAAGUCGAGCGUCCCGGCGUCGGCGACUUUGCCCGCGCCUACGACACGCGCGUCAGGGGCCAGUCGUCGCACUUUAUCUGGGCGAACCGCGGCAAGGAGAGCCUCGCCCUGGACCUCAAGGCCGCCAAGGACCUAGAUGUGCUCAGGACGCUCGUCCGCUGCGCCGACGUCCUCGUCCAGAACCUGGCCCCCGGCGCCAGCGCCCGGCUCGGGCUGAGCUUCGACGCGCUGCGCGGCGAGAACCCGCGGCUCAUCGUGUGCGACAUUUCGGGGUAUGGCGCCGACGGGCCCUAUCGCGGCAGGAAGGCGUACGACCUGCUGGUGCAGAGCGAGGCUGGCGUGCUGUCUGUCACGGGCACCAAGGACGAGCGUGUCAAGGUCGGCAUCUCGCUCGCCGACAUAGCGGCGGGGAUGUAUGCGCACGCCAACAUUCUGACGGCCCUCAUCAGGCGCGGAAAGACUGGCCUGGGUUCGCGGAUCGAUAUCUCCAUGCUUGAGUGCAUGGUCGAGUGGAUGGGCUUUCCGAUGUACUACACAUAUGACGGCGCCCCUCCGCCGCUACGCGCCGGCGCCGCCCACGCAAGCAUCUAUCCGUACGGACCGUUCGACACGGGCAACGGCGGGUCUGUCAUGCUGGGGCUCCAGAACGAGAGAGAGUGGGCAAAUCUAUGUCACAAAGUCUUGGGAGAGAGCGCUCUGGCCGAAGAUGCAAGGUUCGCGACGAAUAGCUUGCGCGUAGCCAACCGUGAGGAGCUGAGGGACAUUAUAUGCCGAGCGUUUGCGCAGCUGACCACGGAGGAAGUGCUCGCAAAGCUGGAUGAGGCGGCCAUUGCCAACGCCAAGAUUAAUGAGCUCCACGACGUAUGGGAGCACCCACAGUUGAAGGCACGCAAACGGUGGACGGAGAUCGACACGGAUGCCGGACGGGUGCCGGCGCUCAUCCCACCCGGCUGUGGACCGGAGAGAGCGUCUUUCGGUAAGGUGCCAGGGCUGGGAGAGCACAAUAGCAAGAUAUUCGCCGAGCUAGGCAUAUAG
Messenger RNA from Verticillium dahliae VdLs.17, 1230 nucleotides. Its product is annotated as alpha-methylacyl-CoA racemase. Bases 1 to 1230 code for a protein of 409 amino acids. Gene Ontology annotation, molecular function: catalytic activity. The transcript has a single exon. NCBI's taxonomy places the organism in Eukaryota, Fungi, Ascomycota, Sordariomycetes, Glomerellales, Plectosphaerellaceae. The record is from RefSeq and is a predicted model, not a curated record.